AUGUCCCCUCCAACCCACACAACAACCACCUCCAACCUCACCCUCACCGACGGCCACACCCUCUACACCAAAACCUGGUCCCCCACCACCCCGCACACAGCCACCCUAAUCUUCAUCCACGGCUUCAGCGACCACUGCAACUUCUACGGCAUCCUCUUCCCGACCCUCGCCGCCCAGCAUGCCAUCAAAACCUACUCCUUCGACCAGCGCGGCUGGGGCCGUAGCGUGCACGCCCCGAAAGAGAAGGGCCUGACAGGCGGCACGGCAAGGGUAAUGAGCGACAUGACCGAGUUCAUCCGCCACGUCUUCGCACAAGAGGAGGUCGACGGGCGGAAAGACGUCCCAGUCUUCCUGAUGGGCCACUCGAUGGGCGGCGCGGAGGUUCUCUGCUACCUCGCGACGGGGCCGCGGGAGGUGCUCAGCAGAAUACGGGGGUUUCUUUGCGAGAGCCCCUUCGUGGCGUUGCAUGAGUCCUCGCGGCCGAGUAGGCUUACGGUGGCGUUGGGGCGGUUGGCGGGGAGGGUGUUGCCGAGUCGACAGAUGGUGAAUCAGCUGGAGCCGGGGAAGUUGUGUCGGGAUGAGGAGGUCGUGCGGGCGUAUGAGGCGGAUGAGCUGUGUCAUGAUACGGGGACGCUGGAGGGGUUGGCGGGGAUGCUGGAUCGUGCUUCUGAUCUCGAGAACGAUAAAGUCGUUGUGAGGGAUGGGGUUGGGGAGGGAGGGAAGACGAGGUUGUGGGUUGGAUUUGGGACCGGGGAUCAGAUUCUUAGUGAGAGGGUUUGUCGAGAGUGGUUUGGGAGGGUGGAGGUGGAGGAUAAGGAGUUUAGGGUUUAUGAGGGGUGGUAUCAUAAGUUGCAUGCGGAGCCCGGGGAGGAUAAGGUUACUUUUGCGGGGGAUGUGGGGAGGUGGAUGUUGGGGAGGUGUGGGAGUUUGGAGGAGGGUGCGGGAGGAGGGAGUGCGAAGGCGAAGUUGUGA
Zasmidium cellare ATCC 36951 is the source of this 972-nucleotide messenger RNA. RefSeq lists its product as uncharacterized. Gene Ontology annotation, cellular component: membrane. Lineage: Eukaryota; Fungi; Ascomycota; Dothideomycetes; Mycosphaerellales; Mycosphaerellaceae. The transcript has a single exon. Gene Ontology annotation, molecular function: lipase activity. The record is from RefSeq and is a predicted model, not a curated record. Bases 1 to 972 code for a protein of 323 amino acids.